This is a messenger RNA of Triplophysa dalaica, 2627 nucleotides long. It is a transcript of the gene klf10, whose product is annotated as Kruppel like factor 10. NCBI's taxonomy places the organism in Eukaryota, Metazoa, Chordata, Actinopteri, Cypriniformes, Nemacheilidae. The transcript has 4 exons. Gene Ontology annotation, biological process: regulation of transcription by RNA polymerase II. The record is from RefSeq and is a predicted model, not a curated record. Gene Ontology annotation, molecular function: DNA-binding transcription factor activity, RNA polymerase II-specific; RNA polymerase II cis-regulatory region sequence-specific DNA binding. The coding region runs from base 273 to 1175 and encodes 300 amino acids.
UGAUGAUUCGCAGCUGCUAUUUACUUUUACUGUAUUUAUCACAAAAGAUUUAGUCGAACACACGAGUUACUUUACAGCACGAGCAUGUCUCCUAUUUGUGAAAGUAUCCUGGUGUGAGAGAUUCAGAAACUGUGAUUUCAUUGAAUAAAAACUGAAAUGUUGUGAAUUUUCAGCAGGAAGAAUUUCGGCCAUUGACACCUUCAUCUGACACUGAUUCACAGAGUUCAGUCACAGCUGGCUUCAACCAGACUUUAUUACAGCGAAUCCAGUGUAUGACCCCACCCUACAGUCCCCACAGUGAGCCACUCCAGGGGUCCGGCAGUCCCGCCCAUGAGCUCAGAUGUCAUGCUAUCAGUGUAAUCCGCCACACCUCAGAUGCACUUCCCUCCACAAACACCUUCAGUCCUCCUGCAACAUCAUACAUCAAGUGUUCAUCUGCUAACAAGCACACUCAUUUAAACACCCCCCGCUGUCAGUCCGAUGACCCACGUGACUUAAAACGUACAAAUCCACAGUGUCUAAGUUCUGAAGCACCAUCAGCUCCCCGGCCAGGGUCUGAAAGCGUGCCAUCAAUCUCAGUGUUUCAGAUAAAUCCACUGACGCUCUGCUCUUUGGUUUCCGUCCCUCCUCAGCCAAAUUGCCAACGGUCAGUGGUUUUUGUGCCCGAAGGUUCAGUGAUGGUCGUGGUGCCACAGUCGGCUGCCCCUCAACAAACGUUCACAUCACCUUCAUCAGGUUUGAGGUUUACUGCCAUUGCUCCAGCUCCAGAUGGCAACUCAACUUCAAACAUCUCCGAAGCAUCUCCAUCACGGGCUCGAGACCACGUCUGUGCUCACCCGGACUGUGGGAAAACAUAUUUCAAAAGGUCUCACCUAAAAGCGCACCUGAGAACCCAUACAGGUGAGAAGCCGUUUCGGUGCAGCUGGGAAGGUUGCCCGAGAUGUUUCACCAGAUCUGAUGAACUUUCACGCCACCGUCACACGCACACGGGAGAGAAGCGUUUCGCCUGUCCCGUCUGCCACACUCGCUUUAUGCGCAGCGACCACCUGGCCAAACACGCCAAUCGCCAUCUCACGAGCAGGAGAACACCCGUGUGGCAGAAGGAGUUCAGACGUCUUAACAUCGCCGCUGUCUGUUGUACCCUGCAACCUUUGGCCCCCAAGACUCAGAGCUGACGCAGAUGGAUCUUGAAGAGAACAUUGUAGAAGGACAGUCAUACAGCAUGAGUUGGAUCACAGUGGAAUAAAAGAGAACACGGGUGACUUAAAACUUUUUUUAUUUUAACUUCUCUAAUCAAUGUGAAACACAGCCAAGACAUAACCCAAGGACAAAUGUAGGCCUAUGUUUACUUUAAGAACACUAUUGAAACAUGCAUAAGAUCACGUGGAUGAAGAUCAAAUGAGGUAUAAUGUAUAGCCUCUAUGUAGCGCAGUGGUUACAGCAUGGUGCCAGCAAAACCAAGGACAUUGGUUCGAUCCCAGGAAUUGCACACUUAUAGAAUCUACUGUAUAGUAAUGAAAGUCUUUUUCGGAUAAUAGCGUCUGCCAAAUACAUUAAUGUAAAUGUUUAUAUAAAUGAUGAUGUCAUUUUUGGGGUGUAUUUUACUUAAAUUCUUACAACCAAUUAUAAACAAAACGCAGCGGUGCCAAACCGUUUUGAAUCUUGUAGAACACAUUGCCAGAUAAAUAUCUAAUGCUAUUCAAAGCUCAUGGUGCCUCAAAAAUUGUAAAAACUAAAAUGGCUAAAAUUCAAUCUGACUGAGAUGAGUGUAUGUUGUAUGGGUGUGUCAGUUGAUUUUGUUUUGUAGCAGCUGAAUUAAGCUUCAAGUUCACUUUUGCAUUAAAAAUAUCACUUGGAAAUAAAUACAGAAAUAACCCCACAAAGCCAUUUAAUAACAUUUAUUGACAGCACAACUUGGUCAUGAAAAGGCAAAUAUUGUUAAUUGCCAACAAAGAUUGUACAGUACAUGUUAUGUUGGAACAAUGUUUUAAUCUUUUAAAAUGACCUUCCAGCCAAAGAGCAAUCAUAUACAUGUUUUUGAUCCUUAUAUUAAACCCACUUCUCCUGCCUCACCCAGCAUCACAUGCUCCCACCAUCAACACAUUCUGAGACCAGCCAGCACAAAACACAUCAAUGUUGAUGUAACGCUGUAGGCAUCUUAAAUUCAGGUCCUGCUUCACCUACCGUUCAGAGAAACAGGACUGAAGCAAACCCUAUACCAGCACAUAAACACAAACGCUUCCAAUCUUUUUAAGUUUGUGCAUCGGAACGCUCUCUUGAACACAUGUUGUGUUGCAUUCUUUGUGUCCCUAUACAAUACAAACUAAUGUUUAGGUAAAAGAAUAGAAUCGUUUGAUAAGAACCUUUUCAAAGGAAAUAAAAAUGUAGACAUUUACUUUUUUUAUAACUUUUUCUUUUCUGUGCAUAUCACUCCACAAAUGCACAGAUAUUUAAAAGAAACCAUGACUCUAUUGAAUAUUGAUGCUUGUUACUCGUCAUUAAUUAGCAAAGCAUCUCUGUUUGCAUACUUGGGUCAAGUAUAUUUCUGCCAUACGAUUUCUACGUGUUUUCUGAAAUACAAAGUUUCCAUUGCAGUUUGUCUAUUAAAAAACAUAUUGAUUACUCGA